AUGGACACGUUCAAAGAGAAAUUCAAUGAACUCCUUAAAUUUCUCCAACAAAAGCCUUCAAAGCAAGCACUUGUAAAAUGGUUACUCGUGAGUGGUGGUAUUCUACUUCUCAUCUAUGCUUACAAGGCUAGUGGUCUAAAACGAUUUUUCAAACGAGCACCAAGAAGUAUCAAAGAUCCCACCAUCUCCGAAAGCUACAAAUCAAAAGUUCAUACUAAUUUGAAAGAGAAUGAAUAUGACGUAGCAAUUGUGGGUGCUGGACCAGCUGGUGCUACUUGUGCCUAUUAUUUGGCCAAGUAUGGCUAUAAGGUCUUGUUGUUGGAACAAAAGUAUUUCCCUCGUGAGAAGACUUGUGGUGAUGGCUGUACUGCCAAAACUUUAAAACAUUUGAAAGAAAUGGGAGUUUUGGAUGAGUUGAAAAAAGAAAACAAGGUUGCUCCAAUGGGAUCUGGAGGCAUUGUUGGGCCCAAUGGUACUAGUUUUAUUUCGAAUUCAGCUGAUGCCAUCGAAAAGUUGAGUGGUGACACUGAAUGGACUCCAUGUGCCAUUAAGAGAAUUCAUUUGGAUGAAAAGGUCGCCCGUGCUGCUCAAAGAAAAGGUGCAGAUUUAAAGGAAGGAAUGGAUGUUAUUAAGGUCAACCGUAAUUUUGUUGGCUUGAAAGGAUACGCUGUUGUUGCAAAUCACACACCUAAAGAUGAGGAUGCCGAACCAAAACAAUACAAAUUCCUUGCCUCAGUUUUGGUUUGUGCCGAUGGAGCUCCCUCAAAGAUUGCCACCUCAUUGAAAAUGGUUCAGGAAGAACCUCAGGGAAUUUCCUCUAGAGUCUAUGUUUCCGACCACAACUUCCAAACGAAUUGCGUAAUUUUCUAUCCAAAGCCUGUUUUACCAGGUUAUUGCUCCAUGUUUUUACACUCAGAUGGAGACGUGUCACUAUGUACUUAUAUUGUUCCAGGAGGCAAGCCAAAGAAGGAUGAUUUGCCAAGACUUCACGAAUAUUGUACUACUGAAGAUUCUGCAAUUAAGAAGGCAUUGGGACCAAAUGCUAAAUUUGAUCAAAUGAAAGCUGCAUAUUUGAGAUUAGGAGGAAUUUCCAAGUCAUAUGGUGACAACAUUUUAGUGAUUGGUGAUGCUUGUGGAUUAAUUAAUCCAAUCACAGGUGAAGGUAUUCACUAUGCUAUGGAUAGUGCUAAAAUGGCUGCAGACGUAUUAGGAGAGGCGUUAAAGCAAGGAGAUCUCUCUAAGGAAAGGCUAAAGCUGUACCAAGACUUAUGGCAAUAUCAUUAUGAAAAUGAUUUUUACUUUGCAAAUAAGAUGUGCGUGUUGGUAGCUAAAUAUCCAGUUCUUUUGGACGCUGUCGCAUCCUGUGUGAAAAAGAAGGGAGGAAAAUUCUUGGCAGAUUUUGCCAUGGUCACUAGCGGCGUCAAGAGUUGGUCUUGGUUCUUCAGACCUGAUGUUGUCAUUCCGCUUUUAUUUGAAAUUAUUGUUCUCUCCCUGUUCGGAACUAAGAAGCCUGCAGUUCAACAGAAAUAA
Messenger RNA from Naegleria lovaniensis, 1530 nucleotides. RefSeq lists its product as uncharacterized. The record is from RefSeq and is a predicted model, not a curated record. Gene Ontology annotation, molecular function: FAD binding; oxidoreductase activity, acting on the CH-CH group of donors, NAD or NADP as acceptor. NCBI's taxonomy places the organism in Eukaryota, Heterolobosea, Eutetramitea, Acrasida, Naegleriidae. The transcript has 2 exons. Bases 1 to 1530 code for a protein of 509 amino acids.